Messenger RNA from Exophiala bonariae, 720 nucleotides. RefSeq lists its product as uncharacterized. The coding region runs from base 1 to 720 and encodes 239 amino acids. The record is from RefSeq and is a predicted model, not a curated record. The transcript has a single exon. NCBI's taxonomy places the organism in Eukaryota, Fungi, Ascomycota, Eurotiomycetes, Chaetothyriales, Herpotrichiellaceae.
AUGUUGAUUGCGGUAGCUGGAUCAGGCAAUCUUGCACAAUACAUCUGCGAAGAAUUUCCCAAAGUUGGACAUCGAGUACGAAUCCUUAGCCGGUCGAUCAAAGAACAUUUGCGUAUCGAAGGAUGUGAACAGGUUGUUGUAGACUAUUCACAACCUCAACUGGACGACGCAUUGCAAGAUUGUGAAGUGCUCAUUUCCACAAUUGUGGACCUCAGCUCGGCUUUUAUUCAAGUACAUCUGAAUUUGAUCACGGCAUGUCAGAGAAGUCAGCGUUGCAAGAGGUUCAUUCCCUCCGAAUUUGCCGGCAAUGUCAAAGAUUUCCCUGAUCAGCCAAUGUAUUUUAUCAACACUCAUAGUGCCAUACGAAAAACUUUGGCAGAUCAGAAAGAAAUCGAGUGGACCAUCGUGUGUAUUGGGUUCCUGGCUGACUAUAUUGUGCCUUCGAGGAACCGGUAUGUUAUGGAUAUGAGAGAGGGGAAUAUGAUCGACUACGAAAACAAGCACUUCAAGAUCACUGGCACUGGACAUGAGCCCAUGGACGUCACAUCUGCUCGAGAUGUGGCCAGUGGUCUCGCAUCUCUUGUCACAAUCCCAAAUUGGGAAAAAUACACUUACAUGUCCGGAGAGCGAACAAGCUGGUGGCAAAUCGUUGGACACGUCCGGAGAAGGGACCCAGAGUUUACUGCGAGUGCAAUCACACUUGGUCAAAUUGGUCGUUGA